This is a messenger RNA of Cajanus cajan (pigeon pea), 1230 nucleotides long. Its product is annotated as MADS-box protein SOC1. The record is from RefSeq and is a predicted model, not a curated record. Gene Ontology annotation, molecular function: DNA-binding transcription factor activity; RNA polymerase II transcription regulatory region sequence-specific DNA binding; protein dimerization activity. Gene Ontology annotation, biological process: positive regulation of transcription by RNA polymerase II. Gene Ontology annotation, cellular component: nucleus. NCBI's taxonomy places the organism in Eukaryota, Viridiplantae, Streptophyta, Magnoliopsida, Fabales, Fabaceae.
AAUAUGGUGGGGCUGGGGGAACCAAAGGGGAUAGGUGGAUGAAUAAGGAAAGCUUGCUCUGAUUAGUCUAUGCUUGCUUCCACUUUUUCUCAGUUUCUCUGCCCUUGUUGCUACCUCUCUUUUGGUGCUUUCUCUCAACUCUUUAAUUUCUUCCCAUUUCUGUGCCUUAUUCUCUCCUCACUGGUCAACAGGUUUCUGGGAUUUUGCUAAUUUGGUGCAAAUCUGAUUCCCUUUGCUUUCACAACAAACCCUCCUCAAGGCUCAUUCAUAACUUUUUUCACCUGUUAAGAAUCAAUUAAUCAUAUGUUAUAUAUAUUUUUUCACACAUAACAAAAUUUUUCUGGGCUUCUAAUCUUGCUUGGAGGGCCAAUUUUGGUGAAAACCUCUCAUACAAGAAAGCAUAGUUUUUUGGGUUCAUUCUACUUGCUUAGAGAUGGUGAGAGGAAAGACUCAGAUGAGGCGCAUAGAGAACGCCACAAGCAGGCAAGUCACUUUUUCAAAACGCCGUAAUGGUUUGUUGAAGAAGGCCUUUGAACUUUCAGUCCUUUGUGAUGCUGAAGUUGCUCUCAUCAUUUUCUCUCCAAGAGGAAAGCUUUAUGAAUUUGCAAGCACCAGCAUGCAGGAGACAAUUGAACGCUACCGCAGGCAUAACAGGAGUGCUCAAACAGUGAACAGAUCAGAUGAACAAAAUAUGCAGCAUUUGAAGCAAGAAACAGCAAACUUGAUGAAGAAGAUUGAGCUUCUUGAAGCUUCAAAACGGAAACUCUUGGGAGAGGGUUUGGGGUCAUGCUCCUUAGAAGAACUUCAACAGAUAGAACAACAGUUGGAAAAUAGUGUAAACAAUGUUCGUGCAAGAAAGAAUCAGGUAUACAAGGAACAAAUUGAGCAACUAAAAGUAAAGGAAAAAGCCCUAUAUGCUGAAAAUGCCAGGCUGUGUGAGCAGUUAGGUAUCCAACCACAAGCAGAAGCAGAAGCAGCAACAAGGGAUCCCAAAGAAAAUCAACCCUAUGCAGAAAGCAGUCCAAGUUCAGAAGUGGAGACUGAAUUGUUCAUUGGACUACCAAGGUCUAGUUGAACAGAAUUUAAUCCUUGCCUAUGCAAGCAUGAAAUAAGGAGAAGCCAAACUGUCUCUAGCUAAUUAAUGUAUAAUAUCGUCAUGUUUCCUAUAAUACUGAGAUGAACACUAGGAAUCUUAUAUUAUAUAUAAAGAACUUUCAAAUUUUAUCAUUA